AGUAUUUUUCAGAUGGUACGUCCCAAACGAGUCAACUACGCCAACAUGACAAGUCAGGAAGUGAAGGGCGGUGGUUGAGUGGAAAAGAACAGCUCCCCUCCGUACGGCUUAGCUGACACAUCUGCUUAUUGUCGUCAGGGAUCGAAAAGCGUCAAGAUGUCGAGCAAACGCACAAAGACGAAGACCACCAAAAAGCGCCCCCAGCGCGCCACCUCCAAUGUCUUCGCCAUGUUCGACCAGUCGCAGAUUCAGGAGUUCAAGGAGGCUUUCAAUAUGAUCGACCAGAACCGCGACGGCUUUGUGGACAAGGAGGACCUCCACGACAUGCUCGCCUCGCUCGGGAAAAAUCCCAAUGAUGACUACCUGGAGGCUAUGAUGAACGAAGCUCCUGGGCCCAUCAACUUCACCAUGUUCCUCACCAUGUUUGGAGAAAAGCUCAACGGUACAGACCCUGAGGAUGUCAUCAGGAACGCCUUUGCUUGCUUUGACGAGGAAGGAACAGGUUUCAUCCCAGAAGAUUACCUCAGGGAGCUUCUGACAACUAUGGGAGACCGCUUCACGGACGACGAGGUGGACGAGCUCUUCCGUGAGGCGCCUAUCGACAAGAAGAACAACUUCAACUAUGUGGAAUUCACGCGCAUCCUAAAGCACGGCGCCAAGGAUAAGGACGAUUAAAACAAAAACAAAAGCCAGCAGAUGUGUUUUCCACCUUUUGUGUGUCAGCUGUACUGCCAAUUUCAACUCGUGUAAUAAAACGUUUUGUAAAACGCCAAAGCAAUAAAUUUCUGCUGUGUUGGAGGCGGAAUCGGGUUGAAGAUUUUUGUUUGUUUGUUGCUUUUUAUAAUAUAACUUUUGAAAUAAAGCCCUCUAUCGUGUUGGAUUAUUGCAAUGUGCUCUAUGUGGCAAUUCCAAAUAAAUGGUGCGGUUCAGUCAGA
Molecule: messenger RNA, 935 nt
Organism: Corythoichthys intestinalis (scribbled pipefish)
Lineage: Eukaryota; Metazoa; Chordata; Actinopteri; Syngnathiformes; Syngnathidae
Gene: myl12.1
Product: myosin, light chain 12, genome duplicate 1
Exons: 4
Coding region: 157-675 (172 amino acids)
Cellular component (GO): cytoplasm
Molecular function (GO): calcium ion binding
Source: RefSeq, a predicted model, not a curated record